This is a messenger RNA of Electrophorus electricus (electric eel), 2240 nucleotides long. It is a transcript of the gene ing4, whose product is annotated as inhibitor of growth family, member 4. Gene Ontology annotation, biological process: regulation of DNA-templated transcription; positive regulation of apoptotic process. NCBI's taxonomy places the organism in Eukaryota, Metazoa, Chordata, Actinopteri, Gymnotiformes, Gymnotidae. Gene Ontology annotation, cellular component: nucleus. The record is from RefSeq and is a predicted model, not a curated record.
GCUUUUCAAGAUGGCGGCUGGAAUGUAUCUGGAGCAUUAUCUGGACAGCAUAGAGAAUCUUCCCUUUGAACUUCAAAGGAAUUUCCAGCUCAUGCGAGAUUUAGACCAGCGCACUGAGGAUUUGAAAGGGCAAAUAGAUUCCCUUGCUCGUGAGUACACCGCUAAUGCUCGGACUCUUUCCUCGGAGCAGAAACUUUCUCUUUUGAGACAGAUUCAGCAGUCCUAUGGGAAGUGUAAAGAGUUUGGAGAUGACAAGGUCCAGCUGGCCAUGCAAACCUAUGAGAUGGUGGAUAAACACAUCCGGAGGCUAGACACAGACCUGGCACGCUUCGAGGCAGAUCUCAAAGAGAAGCAGAUAGAGAGCACAGAUUAUGACUCCACUUCUAGCAAGGGAAACAAGAGUGAACUUCGGGGACCUAAGGAGAAAAAAGUGUCUCGUACCCGGUCAAAGGUCAAGAACUCGGAUGAUGACUGCAGUCCUAAGGGUGGCCAGAAAAAAGUCAAGCUAACACAAACGGCUGAGUUUUCUUCUCCUUCAGUAAAUUUUGGGAAUGUUCACCCCUCUGAUGUGCUGGAUAUGCCUGUGGAUCCCAAUGAACCAACCUAUUGCCUCUGCCACCAGGUCUCCUAUGGAGAGAUGAUUGGCUGCGACAAUACUGAUUGUUCCAUUGAGUGGUUCCACUUUGCUUGUGUGGGACUGACCACCAAGCCCAGGGGGAAAUGGUACUGCCCAAGAUGUUCACAGGAGCGUAAGAAAAAAUGAACAUUCUUAGAAAAAGGAUGAAAAAGAAAACAAACAUGGGCAGAGCAGGAGGUAGAAAGAAAAAGGAAGAGAGGCAUAAAGUGUUUGAUCUCACCCCCCUAUAGACACUAAUAUAGAAACACUCUGCUAAAGCUGGUGCUUGUCCUCCUCUCCUCUAUCAUCUUUCUUCUCUCUGUCUGACAAAAAGAAGAGGAUAGAUGGAUGAAGGAGUCAUAGUUACAACUGUAGUUUAAUUUAUGUUUCCAAUAUAUAUAUAUUUUUAACAUGUACAUUUUCAUUUUGAUUUUGGGAUGGUUGUUAAUUGGUUGGUUGCCUUUUUUUUUUAUAUGCAUUUCAUGCACAAAUCAAUGAACUCAACAGUAGAUAAAUCAGGGAGCAUGUCACUUAGUCCUUGGACAUAAAUAUCCACUAGUCGUUCUUAAAUACUUUUAUGGUUGAAAUUUACAGUUAUAACUUUCCAUGGGUUACUGAACCAUUGUCAUUUUGAGAUCUUGCUGAUGCACAAUUUUACUGCAUAUUCUAAAUGAGCCCAUACACUUGAGCUUCAAGGUUUUCCCUACCAGGUACCUUGGAUAAUUGAUAUGGGGAAAUGCUGAGCUGCAUACUGUUCUAUUCUAAAACCAGGGCUUUUCCAUUGUUGCAUACAGUUACACUUGCCGCACAUUAACCCAUCUCACUUUUACUGGGUUGAAACUCCAAAUUCAGGUUCAUUCCACAAACUAGCUGCUGUGAAGGAAACUUCCUCUGGUGCUUAUAAGUUCACUACUCAAUGAACUGAAUCAGUCAAACUAUACGACUUUCCGCUGGACUCUAUAGCAUUAACACGAGGUAAUGAGGUACUGGACAAAGUGCUGCAACAUCAUUGCAACAACACUCGUGGGCCAGACUCCUUUGUGUAUUCAUCCCGCUGUAUUGUAAGCUAUGAACAAAAAAGGUGAAUAUUGCUGUGUUUGGCCUGCAGAUUGGGUUUUUAUUAUUCAGUUUGACUGGAUGUUGGUGCUUUUGAAAACAUUUAUUGGUAAAAUGUUUGGUUUGAAAGGUUUGAAAUUGGUUGCCUACUCAUGCGAAGCUCUCCAUCAUAUGGCUGAUGAUGGUGUCUGAGUUUGCAUAGCAGAUUUUGUCAGCAGAUCACAACCUCUACAUAAAAUUGUGCAAGAUAUAAUACAUAAUUGAAUUCUAACAUGAGUGUCUGACUUGGCUGCUAUAUUAUGAGAAAGCAUUACAUUAUAUGAAUGACUAAUUUCUGCCUUAUAAUUGAGUUCCCAUGAAGUCUUGUUUGUGAUUUGAUCUGAUACAGAUGUUCUAAUAAGUACUGUAUUGUACUAAUGUCAGAUGUUGGGCUUUGUGUCUUCCAUGUUGACUGAACAAUACCUGAUGUCUGAAUUGGACUUGUGUGUUCUAUAAUCUUGCAGUCUCUUUUAUUUUGUCUUAAGAAUGUUCUUGUAUGUCUCCUGUUUUAAAUCAUGUAAUAGCUUUC